This is a messenger RNA of Penicillium soppii, 1890 nucleotides long. RefSeq lists its product as uncharacterized. The transcript has 3 exons. The record is from RefSeq and is a predicted model, not a curated record. Gene Ontology annotation, biological process: regulation of DNA-templated transcription; DNA-templated transcription. Gene Ontology annotation, cellular component: nucleus. Bases 1 to 1890 code for a protein of 629 amino acids. Gene Ontology annotation, molecular function: DNA-binding transcription factor activity, RNA polymerase II-specific; zinc ion binding; DNA binding. NCBI's taxonomy places the organism in Eukaryota, Fungi, Ascomycota, Eurotiomycetes, Eurotiales, Aspergillaceae.
AUGAUUCAAAACACUCCAGUCCAAGCUGUACAAGCUGGGCCUGUCGAGCAACUCCCCAGCUCUCAGCGCCGAAAGCGUAUACCCGUGAAUUGCGAGGAAUGCCGACGCUCCAAAUUACGAUGCGAUCGCCGGCAACCGUGUGGCGCUUGUAAGCGUCGCCGACGCGAUGCCAGCUGUUCCUACGAUGUAUCUACAGGUCUAACUACAUCGACCAACACUCACAGAAUAGCCGGUUCCAUUCAAGUGUCAAGUGCGUUUGGCAAUAGAGUAGGAUGCUCGACUACAUCAUCGAGAGAAACCCUUGCCACAGCAUCACGACCGAGGCUGCAAAUACCUGACACGGAUCAAUUGGCUCCGGAUACGCACUGGGACACGGUGCUUGAAAGACCUGCUCCAGAAUCUGAUGCUCACGACACUUCGUCACCUCUUUCAAUCGGCCUGCGUUUGUCUCUCCAAGAAAUUAUUGAAUCUCUUCCACCUAAACCUUGUUGUGACUACUUGAUUUCACACUUUUUUAAAAACAUAUCCACUUUGUUCCCUAUUCUUCACGGGCCAACCUUCCAAAAGCAAUAUACUAGGUUUAUGCAACGAAAUCCUGACAUCGACAUACCUUGGCUGGCUUUGCUUUUCUCUUUGUGCUCCCUGGCUUUGAAUACCAUGGAUGACAAUGAUCCUAGGCUGGCACCUUUCUGGUCUCAACUGCCGUCCAGUCCUGCGCAAGUACCUGCUACGGUUUAUGUGUCUCGCUGCCUUCUUCGAACCGCAAUGACGUGUCUUUUACAGGACAACUUUUUUGUCAACCACACAUUUAGCACAUUCGAGGCUUUAUUAAUGGUAAUUUACAAUCUUUCGCACAAUGAGUCUGUCGAACAAGGUUGGGCCUUGUUAGGGAUGGCAUUGAAUAUUGGCAUUGCCUUGCGGUGUAAUGUGGAUCAAAAUUCAAGCUAUAUUGAGACAGAAAGACGACGACGCUGUUGGGCUGGACUCUUAACAUUACAUACGUAUCAAGGCAUGCUAUUCCGGGAUGUUGAUAUGUCAUAUCUUCUCAACAUCAAGUCAUCUUUACCAGCCAAUGUCAAUGAUUCUGGUAUCACAGAGGAAGGCAAUUUGUACCCGUCUAGUCAUGGCCAGCCUACGCAAAUGUCUGUUAUGCUGGACAAGGUUCGGCUUUUCCGACUUUCUACUGAGAUCUGUCGUCAUAUAUCGGGCCCUUCGCGGCUGGAUCAACUAAGUCUGCACAAAUUCGAUGAUGCCAUAGCCGAUGAGCAAAAACAAUGGGACUUGACUUAUAUGGUCGAUGGUUCGCCAAGCAUUUUGGACUCUGCUAGCUAUGCAUAUUGGUGCGUUUUGCAGACUUACGCACACCAUCUCUACCUUCUUCUACACCGACCUUUCCAUCAUUCCAAAGCACCUUGUUUUCUAGCGACGUCCAGGGAAAGAUGUAUCAACUCUAGUAAAGCCUUGAUAUCCAUACACAGGGAGCUGUACGAAGCUCCAAUACUCCGAAAUUAUCUCUGGUUGCUCAGGGGGGUGACAAGUCUGAAAGCACUCCACGCUGCUGUGGCCCUCAACUCUUGUCUUCAAGAUGUAUCAUCGGAAACUGACUUAACAUAUGACUUGGGGUCUUCGCGGGAAGAGAUAAAAAUCCUAAUGAUCCACUUGAAAGACCUUUCAGGCCGCAGUAAUAUUUGUUCAAGAGCGUAUCGAAUCUUACGCCAUUUGCAAACCCAGACAGGCACUGAAACCACCUCAGCAGGGAGCGCUGAGGGUCAGGAGACUCAAUUCGAGACUUUAUUUGAUGAAUGGACUGAUGUACGGGAAUGGAUGGAUUCGGAUAUGACCAACUGGGUAGGAAAUUUGGAUGGAGCUUUCAAAGCCUUUGCCCCUUGA